Molecule: messenger RNA, 4210 nt
Organism: Puntigrus tetrazona (Sumatra barb)
Lineage: Eukaryota; Metazoa; Chordata; Actinopteri; Cypriniformes; Cyprinidae
Product: ephrin-A2-like
Exons: 4
Coding region: 804-1421 (205 amino acids)
Biological process (GO): osteoclast differentiation; axon guidance; ephrin receptor signaling pathway
Cellular component (GO): plasma membrane
Molecular function (GO): ephrin receptor binding
Source: RefSeq, a predicted model, not a curated record
GGUCCCUCUCGCCGAGCAGCUCCGCCCCGCAGUCGAGGACAGACAGCGAAGAGACUGAGACAUGUGCUGAGAGAGAGACAGCGCGCUGUGGAGGCAGGACCGCUCGCCUUUAGGUAGGAAAGACAGAAAAUGUCAUUUCGCACUUGUGAGAGCGUCGUCGGUCUGUGAGGAGCAGCAAGUUGUUGACGCGCAGAAGCGACAUUUAAAGCGCCACGGCAUCAACUUUGCGCGUGAUGCGGCGCGCGCGGGUUCAGCAUCGCGUCUGUGAGAGCGCCACGAGACCGCAACCGAGAUAACUUUCACACGGCAGUUGUAGCCACGGAAGUGCGGGCUACUUUUCCCCCUCGCUGACCGCCGAUAAAGAAGACCGACUCGCUUCAGGUGGCUUUCAGAGAGAGGAGAAGCACGGACAGCGCGCGCGCGCGCGCGGGUGUGUGGAGUACCGGCAGGAUUUUAGAGCGCGCACGUUCGCCUGAAUGGAUGGUAACGACCUGGCCGCUUUUUUACGAGUCAGAGAAAAGUUUUCGAACGGCGCUGGAAGGAAGAAUGGACGCGAAAAGCGAGCGGUAUUGUAGUUUGAAACGCCGCGCGCUCGUCGUGGAAACAUCUCAAGCUGUGGAGGUCGAGAUGCUGGAUGGAUCCUCCGCGAGAAGUUCAUACGCCGAGCUUUGACUUUACUUUUAUUCCUCCGCAGAAGAAUGUGAUGCGUGUGAAUAAGACUCACCCACACGUGAUCGUUCUUCUCAAGCGCACCUGCUGUUAUUAACCGAGCUUGUAUUUUUCUCCCCGUUUGCGUUGACAUUAUGUGCAAGAACUCGAUUGCGUAUCAGAUGGAGUUGACGCUUUUCAUGGUCGUCCUCCUGUUUUGGGUCACCGUGUGUGCGGAUGACAGUAAGAUCAUUUCAGACCGGUAUGCUGUGUACUGGAACAGCACGAAUCCCAGAUUCUUGCAUGGUGAAUACACAGUGGAGGUGGCCAUCAACGACUACCUGGACAUCUACUGUCCGCACUACGAGGACCAUCUUCCUCAGGAGCGCAUGGAACGCUACAUCCUUUUCAUGGUGAACUAUGACGGCUACACCACCUGCAACCACCACAUGAAAGGCUUCAAACGCUGGGAAUGCAACCGCCCGAUGAGUCCAAACGGGCCCCUCAAGUUCUCAGAGAAGUUCCAGCUGUUUACACCCUUCUCUCUGGGCUUCGAGUUCCGCCCAGGCCACGAAUACUACUACAUCUCCUCACCACACCCCAACCUCGGUGGGAAGCCGUGUUUGAAGCUGAAGGUGUACGUCAAGCCUACGAAUGACUCUCUGUACGAGUCUCCGGAGCCGUUCCUGACAGAUGACUCCAGCGGCGGUUGGGCAUUAACACCCAGCCUGUGGCUCAUGCUUCCGCUGCUUCUGCUCCUGUGUCCCUCAUAGCAUUAUCACCCUCUGAGAAUAACCACGCCCACCCAACCCGCCCGCCCCCAUCAUGCAUCACAAUGACAGGCCCCACCCCUUAAGUUCUGGAGUCCAGCCAACAGACGUUGAUAAUGGAUUUUUACCCAGCCUGCAACCCCCCGCAGGACAGCCGCUAACCAGCCCUCAUUUGCAAUGACAAUUACGCCGCGCCCAAAUUUGGGCAUUCCUGCAUCGGCGCUCUUCCCCGACCGAGAAGAGACGUGUGAAUUGGCCGGCUUUUUUAAGAGCGCUCUACUUUUCUGCCAACAUCCCGCCAUCAUCUGCGUGUCAGGAGACAGAUUCAUCCGAAUCGCUCUGUUUGUCUGCGUUAACCACCUACCUGAGCCUUCACUGUCACCUGAGCUCAAUUUUCACGUUUGUGAGAGCGCGUGCGAGUCUCGAUGCUCGUGUUUGCGUGUGUGUUUGUGCUCGUUGGUGCGCGUGUGCCGAUGUUCGAACAAAUGUACAGAGCAGUCACAGUCCUUUACAAAAUGACUAGAAAAAACUCGUUCCAUUACACAUUGAGAGAAGAAGACAAUUCUAUCUGUGAAUCUGCCAAAGACACUACUUAAACUUUUUUUAAUAAGGGGAGUGGGGAAAAUACUGGCUUUGGUAGGAGAUUACGUGCAACCAUGGAACAUUUCAGGCUUUUAGAGUCGUGGGAGGGGAGUGACAGGCAACAGCGUAGAUUUUUCUAUUAUUAUCUUUUUUUGUCAUACAAAAAAGAAACAAAAAACAAGAAUGUUGCAUAGUUUAAAAAAAAAAAACAUAGCUAAAAUGGCCUUUUUUCACUGGUGCUUAAUCUGAAAUGAGCUUGUCUGUCUUGAACUGCAAAAAGAUCAUUUUCUUAGUUAUUAUUUUUGACUUGUUUUCCUGUAAAGAUAUUAAAACCUUUGCAAAACAAGAUACGUUUAAUUGAAAAGAAAACUAUCGUGUAAGAUAUAUUAUUUCAAAUAAUAGUCCAAUAUCGAGCGAUGUUUUAUUUACCCUAUUGGAAAUUACGGAGCCCGUUAAGUUGACCGCUUCAAAAAAAGGAGAAAGGUUUUCUCUGGAAAAUUCCCAGUUUGAAAAGGGAUACAACAUUUCUUGAUUUUUCACAUAAUAGAACGACGGUUUGUCUCAUUCACGUGUCAAGAAAACAGAAAAUGUUUCUUGUACACGCUGAAAACAAAACAACAAAACGGUCCAUUGUGAAUAAAUUUCAUUGUAUGAAAAGGUUUUUUGCAUGCAUGUAUCGCUGGAAAAAAAUAGUGUUGAAACAAAUUUCGCUCGGAAACCAUUUACAAGUUACAAAGAAAUGACAAGCGGAUUUUGAAGUAGAAAGAAUUAAAUAUUUUUUUUGUUUUGGUUUGGUUUUUCACUUAAUUACAUUUUAACUUUAAAACUUUUUUUUAUGUAGAUGUAGAAGUUUUUGUGGCACUUUAGGGGCUCCGUAGCAAAUAAUCAUCUUUUUCGGUUUGCUUGUUUGUUUAAGCGUAAUUCUGACAAAAUUGAUGUUUUAAAAAAAAAAAAUAUUUUUCCAAAAUAAUAAUAAUAAUAACAACAACAACAAUUCAUAUAUAUAUAUAUAUAUAUAUAUAUAUAUAUAUAUAUAUAUAUAUAUAUAUAUAUAUAUAUAUAUAAAAUUGUGAGAUGUAUUAUUUCAAAUAAUAAUCUUACACCGAGUGACAUUUUAUUUUCCCUUUUGGAAAACGGUGGUCUUAAUAUCCGACGUUAAUAUACACAAGACAAAAAUACAGAUUAAGAGAAUGUAUUUCUGCAGUGUAUACAGUGCCAAGUGGAAGAGGGGAUGUCUGUGUCGAGGAAGUGUUUGUUGUCAGGUCAGCUUUCUAACUUUCGUCUCAGCCUGUGUCGCUCUUUAUAUCUGCCUCUCUCUCUCUCUCUCUCUCUCUCUAACUCUGUUUCUUUCGGUCUCUCUCUGUCUCUCGCUCUCUCUCUCGCUGUCAUUUUUGAAUGUGGUCUGUUCUAUGUGCCGCCCCGUCACGCAUAGAUCUCCCACACUUGCACUUGCUCCCUUUAUCCGUGCUGAGGAGGACCGCUGAAUGAGAGGCCUCAGGACCCUGAGCGCCCGGUCGCUGUGACAUCGCUGUGACAUCAUAGGCUUCUGCGUAAAAGACUGACGGACCGAGGCCUUGCACUGCAACUAGAAACGCUACAUGAGACUCCAUAUGAGGGAUUCAAAAUCCACAUAGCACUUCUGCUUUUGAGACAAUUUCAUGGAAGAAAAAAAAAAAGAACGGAAAGGAGAAACUAUAAAGAUGUGGGAAUAUUUGUGAGUUGGAAUUGUUUUGUGACUGUAAAAAUAUAUGUCAUGAAGAUUUCAAAGGCAAGUCGGCAUGGAUCGUCUAAGAGAACGAGCAACGUUUUUUAAAUGUUUGUUGGAACUUUUAUAUUUUACUUAUUCCCGUGUUAUUUUUAACUUUUCAAAAGAGCAGCAGAAAUUAUUCAUAUGUGAUAUGAAAUUAUAAUGUAGACCCUUGAAUUAUUAGAGCAACGAUGGUACCAGUUCUGCAGUUACAUGAGUCUAGACGAGUCAGAUGUUGCUGUUGUUGUUGUUGUUGUUUCCUGCUUGUAUCACGAUGCAUUCUGGUACAUGUAGUCCUGAAAUGUUUUGUUUUUCCUUUCUCCAAGUGUUACUAUGAGAUUAUUUUUAUUCGUUAAUCAUGUGGAUAAAACAUAUUUUGAGUUCAUAUAAAAUGUUCAAAUGCUCUGGCAAAGGACAACUACAAGAAAAAAAGGAAAAAAUGAAAUAAAGCUUUUUGUUUACA